AUUUCUGUUCCUCUUUUCUCAACAUAUGAACUGGAUCAAACCAUACCUAGGAUUAGUUUGGCAGAAGUGAUUUACUCUUAGGGUUUAGAUUAACUCAGUCAAGUUCAUAAGAUCAUGUUGUCUUUCUCAACUCAGAAUAGUUCAAAAAAUUUGUAAAAAAUUGUAGUAUUUUUUCUUACAUUUUGAGCAUGGACAUAAAAGUUUUAGUUUAAUAAUAAUGGUAUAAUAAUAGUAGUUAUGAAAGGUCUAUUGGUCUGACCUAAUAGGUGUUAUUUGUAAUUUAUGAAAAUUGUUUACAAUUUAAAUGAGCUGAAUUUGAUACUGUAAAGACAACUUAUACAAGGGUGUUUCCAUUUCUGGUAAAAAUAUUAUUUUUUGGAAAUUAGAGUGUUUGCAUUUGUGUAAAUGUUUGAAACAAUUUAUAAGUAGGUUAAUAACCUAUUUUCAGUUUAUGUACUCAUAUAUGAGUUAUGAAGACAACUUACACUUAAACUUACAUCCAAAGUGCAACACUUUAUUUUUAAUUUAUUUUCAAUAAUAGAAAUAACUUGUUGCAAAUGCUUGCAUCAUAAACACCUAUAAGCACUUUGGUGGUGUUUGAAUAAAAUUCGCUCUUAAAUAUUUAUAAUGGAAGAAAUCUGCUAAAAAUAAUUGAGUUUCUCCAAUAAAGUCUAGUUGCAAACUUCACUUGUUGACAAAGUUAAAUCAAAAGACUGAUGUAAAAGCUAACAGCACAAGUUAUAAGAGAAGUGUUUAGAAGUCCCACAUUGCAUUCAUCAAGUCUUUCAGUGCAACUUAUAUGUAUGUGGGGCAACUUCUUUGGUUAAUACGAAUCUGUUUUAAGAUGGAAUAUUACUUACUCUAGUAGGAUUGCCCAGUUUAGCAUAGACAUUCCUCUGAGGGGAUGUGUGUUGUAAAGUCCCAUAUUGUCUGCUACCGAGGUUAGUUGUCCUUAAAUAAAACUUUUUAGGUUUCAAAACCAGCUAAAUAUUGUUUUUGAAAGUCUGAUUCAAAGGAAGCAGUAGUUUAAAAGAAUGAGUAACGAUGCUUUGACACACAAAUUUUUUCCAUUCAUUUGACACUCUCCUUCUUUACUUUUUACUCUUUCUUUUCUUUCUUAAAAGUACAAAAAUCCACUCUUUUAUGACCAUUUUAUGCAUGUAAUGUGUGUCAAAUGAAUGUAAAUGUGUGUCAUCCUACCAUUGUUAUAAAUGAAUUCACACAUUUAGGAGAAGCCAAUGGAACACCUAAUGUGUUGUGUAAAUGUGGUUUGGAUUUGGAAAUUUCUUUAAUUUUUUUUACCAGAUUUUCUUUCUUUAGCUUUAUCAGCUAAUACUGUUGGCAUUAUUUUCUUUUGAAGUAGCUAGUGUACUUCUGGGACAUUGAAGUAGAUAGAAUGUGUUCAUGGUAAGACAUUUGAUAAUGGGUACUGAAACAAAUCUUUGUUGUUAGAAAGUUGAAGAAGAUCUUCUUGUAAUCCUUUAUAUUCUUGUAGAAGAUUACUCCAAAUAGCUUUUAUUCUUUCUUGUUAGACUGCUUAUGUGCAUCUCUGGUUUGUUGAUAUGUGUUGGACACAUCAGAAAAGGAAAUUAAUGUUAGUGUCUUAGGGAUAACAUGUAAUAUUUUUCCUUUUAUGUGUUAUAUUAUUGCUAUUUACAAUUUUAAAUUAAAGCACGUAAAAAUAUUCAUCUUCUUUUAAUAAAAUCUUACCAGAAAGUAAAUUCUUCCCAUAAACAGAGUGUUGGAUGCUGGAUAAUACUUAUUGAUAAAAAAAAAAUUAUAUACAUUAGUGACAUGCUGUUUUUGUAUUAUAGAAGGUUAGAUAAUAUAAAUUCAUUAAGCUUUUUAGUUGAUUUAGCAAGUUCCAAAGCAUUUGUUCAAACAAGAGGAUAUGUGGUUUAACUCUGUAGUUACUUCAAAACUUAAUCAUGAAUGUUAUUAUCAAAAUGUAGUGUAAAUGUCAUCUAGUAUGUUUAAACAGUAUGAGACUAGACUAUUUGAGUCCUAACAGUUGUUUCAUGUUUCUCUUGGUGCAUUGAUGUUUUGAUUGAAUGAUUGUGUGGGUCAAGUACUCUUCGUAUUGUUUAUUUCCUGUCAUUGGGCCAUCUUUUUUGCAGUAUGCAAAACUCAUGCCAGCAUGCUUCACAUAUUCAAAUGCUCAAAGCUUGUGGGAAACAUGUGCAACUCCAAUUCUUAAACAGGUGAAGAGUGAUUUUACCAGAUAUUGCUAUGGAGAUGAGCAGCAUUUGGAUGAGACAUGAAAACAAAUAUUCUUAUAUGACCAUAGAGAGACGGAAGGACACUCUCAAAAUUGCAAACCAGCCGCCUUUGCUACUCCCUUCUACUCAGCAUUCAAAGAGAGAAUUCCUUUCUCCUACUCAAAAUGGACGUGAUAUUAUCUUCUGCUCAGACUAAGAACUCCGAGGAUGUUGUGGCCAGUCCUCCAAUUCAAAUUGGGGGAACUGGAAAAUCUUGUCAUCAAUGCCGGCAAAAAAAGGAGAAUUUUGCUGCAACCUGCAAGAAUAUAAAGAAAUCGAAGAAUUGUCCGAUUAAGUACUGCCACAAGUGCCUCUUGACUAGGUAUGGGGAGAAUGCUGAAGAGGUCGCGCAGUUGGCAUAUUGGACAUGUCCGAAGUGUCGAGGCAUUUGCAACUGUAGUCUUUGCCAAAAGCGACGAGGUGAACAGCCUACUGGUCCCCUAUAUCAUAGUGCCAAGGAAUCUGGCUUUAAGUCAGUUGCAGAAAUGCUAGCAAUGAAGAAGAAUUUAGAAACAUCAAAUCCAUUAAAUGAGGGUAAUCUGAAAAAGGAGCCUGAAGUAUUUCUCUCAGGGGAACUUGGAAAUGAAUAUUUUUCAGAUGCAAAUGUCACUGAAGUUUGCACCAAAGACGAUAGUGGUGAGAAUUUUGGAAUGAACUUAGAGAGAGAAACAAUUGCAGAGGAAAUUCUUUUGCCACCUGGCAUGGAGUUAAAAGAAAUAUUUGGCAUCGAGUUACCACCCAAAGAUGUUGGGAAUGCAUUGCAAAUUUUAGAGUUUUGCAGAGUGUUUGGAAAGGCUCUUGAUCUCAAGGAAGGAGAAGCUGAAGCCAUUUUUAAAGAAUUGAUCAAUGAAGAAAUUAUGGAUGAACAUAACUCUUCACUGAUUCAAUUUCACAUUAAAUUGUUGGGAUUGAUUGUAAGCAAUUCGAAAAAAGAGUCUCCAUCCUUCUCAACCAAGAAUGAAACUAAUUCAUGGUUGAAACAUUUAGAGGAUUUGAUUAUGCAAUCAUAUCACCUUCUAAAUGAUUUCCCUUUGGAUUGGUUUCAAGAAGGCAUCAGUGGAUACUAUAAAUUGGAUUUGUCUAAAAAGUUUAAACUGAUGACUCUUCUUUGUGACGAAGUUUUGAACACUCAAAAACUAAGGAGUUAUAUUCAGGACGAAAAUUCAAGGCAUGCAAAAGUAGUGAAAGAAACAAAACUUAAGAUUGCUGCAGCUAAGGAAAAGAUAAAGUGUCUUGCACAAAAGUUGCAGAAUGAGAAUGCCAAAGUGUCCUCCAUUCCAGGGGAGGAGCAUGAUGCUCAUAUAAAGAUAAGAACUGAGGUUGACGAAGCACACAUUGAGAUGUUAAGGUUAAAGAGCACAGGUGAAAAAUACAAAAGUGGAUGUGAUGCCACGAGAAUCAAUCCAGAGUUUGUGGACAACAAUGGGAUGACAUUUUGGAAGUUACAAAGUUACAAUGACGAAUCGGUUCUUCUGCUGCAAGAUAUGAAGAUACAAGAUGAAACUGCUACUUUACCUGAAGAAAGCUGGUUUGUUUACGGUCUUCCAAAGAAGGACGAGAUUGAUAAAUAUAUAUCUUCAAGGGCUAAAAGACUUAAGAGUCUCAAUUCUCAAAAAAGUUUGUAGGAGUUUAUGUUUAAUGUUAAUUGUUCUUAAUAGCACAAUGCUGGCAAAAACCCUCAUUCCAUAUGGGUCUUCUUUCUGUGGAGUAAUGGUUUCGGUGGAAAUCUCCUUUGUUUUUGGACUCAAGGGACCUUCAUUAUUGUAAUCAUUGUAUAUAACUUUUUUGUAUUUUACUUUAGUGGUAUACGAAAUGAAAUUAUUUUUUUUUGUAAUUUAAUUACUAUUUAUAGUUGUAUUUUUUUUAUUUAACUAGUUAGAUGUACAAUAAUAUAUUCAUUGAAAUGUGAUAAUGUAUUCUUAA
This is a messenger RNA of Vigna angularis (adzuki bean), 4181 nucleotides long. RefSeq lists its product as uncharacterized. The record is from RefSeq and is a predicted model, not a curated record. Gene Ontology annotation, cellular component: nucleus. Gene Ontology annotation, biological process: regulation of DNA-templated transcription. The coding region runs from base 2384 to 3883 and encodes 499 amino acids. The transcript is spliced from 15 exons. NCBI's taxonomy places the organism in Eukaryota, Viridiplantae, Streptophyta, Magnoliopsida, Fabales, Fabaceae.